Ochlerotatus camptorhynchus is the source of this 675-nucleotide messenger RNA. RefSeq lists its product as uncharacterized. Bases 1 to 675 code for a protein of 224 amino acids. Lineage: Eukaryota; Metazoa; Arthropoda; Insecta; Diptera; Culicidae. The transcript has a single exon. The record is from RefSeq and is a predicted model, not a curated record.
AUGGAGAAGUCCGAGGAGAACAUGAAGGAGCACCAGCAGCUGAGGGCAGAAUUCGAGGACAAGUACUUUGAGGUAAGGGCAGGGUCGGCGAGUAAAUUACCACAACAGUAUGCAACACAAAACACAGUUCCUAUUAACACCUCUCAUGUGCAAGCUUCCGUACAACUUCCUCAAAUCAAUCUACCUGAGUUCGAUGGUAAUGUCCAAAACUGGAUUCCAUUCCACGAUACGUUUGUUGCCUUGAUCGAUUCCUCUACAGAGUUGAACAACAUACAGAAGUUCCACUACUUGCGCGCUUCACUCAAGGUUGAUGCUUUGAAGCUGAUUGAUUCCUAUUCGAUGAGCGAGGCUAACUAUAGGGUUGCUUGGGAUGGUUUGGUCUCACGGUUCUUCAACAACUACCUUCUCAAGAAGCGGCAUUUGAAUGCGUUGUUUGAGUGUCCAAGAAUGAAGAAGGAGUCAGCGGCAACAUUGCACGAUUGUUUCGAACGAAACGCUAAAAUUUUGGACCAACUAGGAGAGAAGUCGAACGGUUGGGGAGCGAUGCUAGUUCACUUAAUGGUCUCGAAGCUCGACGAGGUGACUCAGAAGCGGUGGGAGGAGAAUGUUACGUCUGAAGAGAGUUUCUGUGGAUCAACAUAUCUUCGAUCCCAUUGGUUCAUGGACCAACAAUAG